UCUCUUGUAUAUAACCGUCGAAGGUGUCACGGGUCAGACUCCCUUCUUACUUCAAACCACAUCGUUUCGACGUUCCGCAUCGGUUUCGUUCUGGUCUCGGUGUCUCAGGGUUCGAUAUUGUAUUAACACCAUGUCAAAAGUCUACGUUGGCAAUUUGAGUUGGAACACUACGGAUGAUACUUUGCGCUCUGCGUUUGGCCAGUUUGGUCAGGUCCUUGAUUCAAUCGUGAUGAGGGACCGCGAAACUGGACGUUCGCGUGGGUUCGGAUUCGUCACGUUUGGCACUCCGCAAGAAGCGGACUCGGCCAUUACCGGAAUGAACGAUCAGGACUUGGACGGUAGACAAAUCCGUGUCAACUUGGCUAACGCUCGUCCCGGAGGAGGAGGAGGAGGCGGCGGCGGAGGGUACAGCGGGGGAGGUGGUUACAGUGGAGGAGGUGGCGGAGGAGGCUACCAGGGUGGGGGAGGCUACCAGGGCGGAGGAGGCUAUCAAGGUGGAGGCGGGGGUUACCAGGGCGGAGGAGGCUACCAAGGCGGAGGAGGCUAUCAAGGAGGCGGGGGAUACCAAGGUGGCGGUUCCGGGUACAAUGGUGAGGAGGAUAUCAAGGCGGAGGGUACCAAGGAGGUUAUUGAGAAUCAUCCAGGAUCCAAUGCCAUCCCACUUCUCCGCUUCCAGCUUCCAGCGUCCACUGUCGUUAACACUCGCGUUAUUUCGUUCCUUGUUCAUUCACGGGACACCAUGCCGGGUCCCGCUCGCUCCCCUUCGAGCCAGAAAGGCGUACAACCGCCCCGCCCCGCGAAUGCAUGGAUUCUCUAUCGCUCGGACAAGUCGAAGACGCUGAACCGACAAGCUCAGUCGGACAUGUCUAAGGCGAUCGCGACUAUGUGGAAGACGGAGUCGCGCGAGGUGCGCGAGCACUAUGAGAAAAAGGCUGAGGAUGCCAAAGCAGAACACGCUCGCAAGUAUCCCCAGUACCGUUUCCAGCCCGUGAAGAAGGAGCAGCGCCGAGCAAAUAAGAUUGCUUCCAAAGCCAUUGGGCAAAUACCUGAGCCUCAAUCUUCCCAACCCCCCACUUCACAUGCCACAUCGGCCUCCAGCGUCCCAGGCCAGGCACGUUCGUAUGCCAAUCCCCUCUUGCUCAAUCUCUCCCUCCCCGGGCAGCCCGAUCCGCGACGGUACGGCCCUAACGGCCCCACUCCACCUAUGUCCGCUGCUUCGUCCCCGAGCGGCAGCAUCGUCGAAUUGCCCUCAGUUAGCCGCGUGGACACUUUCAUCUCUGCUGCGACCCAUCCAUCCUUUUACCCUCAAACACCGGCCAGCACGAUCGACUCUCCGCUCAUUCCAGCUGACCAAGGUCAGCAAAUGGACAGUUUCGACAAUGGCGCAUUCUCCGCUGCGCUUGUGCCGCAGUGGAAGGCCCCUAGUGAGGAUCAACCAGAGUCUCUGCUGUUCGAGGGAGGUCAGCCAUGGGAUGGUAUGAGCAUGUCCUAUCCCAGUGUCCAGCAGCACGACCUUUUACAGUUCGAUUUAUCCGAAAUGGCCAUGCAGAAUUGGACCGGCGAUCAAUCUGAGUUUGCUCAGUUAUUGGGCGGCGACAGCACUGCAUCCAUUUUCCAAUUGGACAAUUUCGAUCCUCAAUUGCUUUUGGAGAAUCCCACUGGACCUUUGGAAGUCACCAUGGCUCCUAUGGCUUUCAAUGUCCUUGGCCAACCGAUCCCCAACCUUUCUCAGCUUUCGUACUACGGACAGGACAGCCACUCGCCCAUCCUCGACUCUUCAUUUGGCAAUGAAAUUUCCCCACUCUUCACGACUGAGCAACCGACACCGGCGUAUACAGACGAAGCGUCGCCUUAUCCCGCCGAUAAAUUUUUCGAUUACGAUUAUGGUGCCGCCCAAGGCAUUCUCACUCGCCGACUGCCGAAUCUUCUCGGUCUUACGUCCCACCUGCGGGAGCAGCCAAUGCUUCCGCUCGCCGUGUCGGAGGCACUUGGCGCCCGAGCCCUGUGGCUGUCUCUCCCAUUGAUCAGACCCCCGCAUGGGAUGUUCGCGCGUAAAGCUUGACGCGCGCGUUUGAUCUCACGAUAUCUCACGACUACAUCGCAUCAUCAUUUCUUCUUUGCUUUCCUGUCCUCUUGCAAUUCCCUGCCGCUGCUGUCUCGCAUUAGCAAAACCGUCUCUUACUUGUCAUUUUGCUUUCCCUGGUUCUACCCGCCUGCCCUUCUUUGUGUAUAUCUGCUGUCCUCCUGCUCUCCAUCCAAAACCGCUCCUGCUGUGAUUACUUAUCAGUCCAUCUUAUUCACUCAAUAAAUUCCGAUCUCAUGUCCCCGCAAGUAAUGAUAUUUCACCUGUACUAUCCAUCUAUUAUGUGUUGUAUUUUGUUGAACAAUGGAAACACGUGGCCUCGUUUCAAACUCCGCAUUGGUAACCCAACGCAUAUGGCUCCAUUGUGUUCCGUGUUUGGAGAACAAUGCACAGCCACCAGACCCAUCUUUCUAACUUCUCAAAUCAGACGUUGAGCGUUGAGUGAUGUCUGAUCUUGAUGACCAACAGAUCAUGACAUGCGCCAGAUUUGUGGUGCACUACCUCCAUGUCUUCAUCAGAUGCCCAAUCUUCUACUUGUCCAAUCCCGUUAUCUCAGUCACCCGAAACCCCUCGUCCAUCGUUCGCCAAUCCCCGGCAGUUUAUAGACCGAUCGCCGACACCCGACUCUCAACGACGUCGUGCUUUCAUCACAGACAAGUUGGCUCACCGCGUCGACCUCGCGCUUGCUCAGACCGCUGUCAUGGCUUCUUCAGGGGUCAUGGGGGGUAGCAACAAACCUCAUACGUCGCCAUCCAAGGCUUCUUAUGGCCGCACCUACGACUCAAAACUAGUCACGCGUGAAAUGCACAGAUUAGGGAAUCUCAGUCAUUUGCCAACGGGAUUGGCUCCGGGGCUCUCGCAGGCGCCUUCUGUUAACUCCCUGGCAUUGCCUGCGCCAGGUAGCAUGGCGCAAGUCAGCCUUGCCGCCACGACGAACUCCGAUCCGUGGGGUGCCCUACACGUGUAUGUUCUUCCAUUAUUCAACGGCGAGCCCUUGCGGAUACCCAUAGAGGAUCUUAACGUUCUGGUCACUCGCCACAUCUCGUCCGUCGUCUCUUCUGCCCCAUCAAAGGCCAUCGCAACUCUAGAGUCAGAUGCGGCGGAGUUGAUAGCCUCGGGCAUGGUCACGCUCAAUUCAAAGCUCUCGGGCACAGAGGACGAGUCUCUACUACAACGGGUAGUGGAUAUCUGGACUUUUUUCUGGGACGAAGUCCUGAGCUACGUUGAGGGUGCAUUUGUGCCAUUGCGUACUCACUCACUACUGGCUUCCCUCUAUCGCAAUAAACCUCAUCGCCCUUCUUCGCCGAGGCAGUCCAGCAAAGUCAAUGCUUCCGCACAUAUCAGCACGCCAAACUACAUUGACGUCCGUAUCAUCGCCUUACGCUCUUUUCGUGACAAAUUGGUGGUGCCGCUCUGUUCACGCUUGCGCACAUGCAUACAAAAUCGUGAUGAGAAGGAGAAUGAGCCAUUACCGAUGGUACAACCGCGACUGCAGCAAAUGCUGUUAGUUUUAUCAUCACUGAGCCGUCAACGGCCACCGAAGUUGUUAACGGCAGCACCCCCUGCCCCGUCAGUCAACGAAGCCGCCAUAGGCGACCUGCUGCGUACUUUACGCUCUCCGCGGCGCCAGUUUGAUGUCAAGUCGACUGCUGCGAGCCCCAUUCUCACUCCAAGAGCUCCCAGUUUCCUGUCCGCUGGGCUGCCGCGUGAUCGACGUGGUCGCAUUGCUCAAAAGCCCAACAAUCUCGUCGUCGCAGAAGAGAGUGACGAAGAUGUCUUUGGAGACGAAACACCUCGAAUUACGCAGGGACUGACAGACCGCGACCGUGGACGCGAAUUUCUCGAAUCAUUGCGCAGUCCAGAAUUAGAUGCGCCGCCGCAGGGUGGCUGGGGCUUAGGCCCAGGCGAUGGGACUGUGGAAGGCAACCGACCGGAGGAGGAGGACGAUGAACCCCUCAACUGGGAUGAAGCACAAGCCGUGGUUGAGAGGAUGGUCGGCAUGUCAUAUGGUCAGAGUCAAGAACCACGACGACGAUAGGGAACCGGGUUUGACACCCACCCAGUGUAUCUAUUAUCCCUGUGUACUACAUCACAUCGACAAACUCAGUUAUCUGAUGACACUCCAAUGCCGAGCAGGCCGCCCCAGCCUCCUCCGAUCUUCCCCAAUAGAGAAUAGAAGAUGUAUGGCCCAGAUGGGGCAGAGAAGAAGUGAACAUCUUCAAGCUUCGCUAUUUCGGCUGAAAGCGGGUCGAGGAGAGCCGAAGGGCCCUUCAAGGUCGAAGGAAUAUUUGUUUUCGGUGCGAAUUCCAGGUUCGAAAAGUUUUCGCUCGGUACUUCGAUACCAAGGGCAUUGAAGACGUCAUACUCGCUCCCGCGACCGAAGGCACCGUUACCAAGCCAUACAGCGACGUCCGAAAACUCGUCACUUUCACUGCUCUGUCCUGCGAGUGCACUCCCGCAUAGUAACGUUUCAGAGAUGGCAUGAGCCGUGGUGGCGAGGUUAUGGAGGUAGACGACGGUAUCAGAGUCUGGAGGAGAGACACCUUCCGGAAUGACAAGGGCGCGCGCGGAAUUGAAUGUCGCGCGUGGAAAACGAUGGGCAGUGGAGUACAUCGCUUGACGAAGGAAGUGGCUCAUGGAUGGAUUGGUGCCCCUGAUCGCUGCUGCUCAGAGCGCUCCAAGAACAGGUCACAUGUCGUCGUCAUAGCUGAUGUGUGGAAGCCGAGACGAUGGCUUGAUGGCUUGAUCGUAUCAUUGAGUCGGCAACAUGACUGACGAAUUAUUGCCGACCUCUUAGUUCCUCCUCCUUCUCCGCAUCUGCGACCGACGUCGAUGAUAAGCCGUUCGCAUGCUUGUCGACAAAUCAUUCAUCCACGCCUCACGCAGACAUACUCAAACUCUCUGACCCCUCACCCAUUGAUUUUCCUUCGUCGCUUGCAAACACUCCCUGGAGAGACGGAAACAAAUAGCAAAUCUUUACCACCUCGAAUUGAUUCAGUCCUCAAGUCUCAUGUUCAGCUUCGCCCAGGACCAUUGAAAGUUUCAAAACCCGUUUCCCCAUCCUCGCCCAACUUCUCAAAGGAGGAUGCAACAUCGAACUCUACUGAAAAACCCACAAUCCAGUCUGAAGAGUCCAUUUCCCUACAAGGGUUGAAGGAGGUUACCAUCAAGGAUAUCAAUGACGCGGAGAAUCAUGGUAUCCUUGCCCCUCCACCUGCUGGUGCCGGUUGGGCGAGAGCGACUCUGCAUAAGGCCAUACAACUCGGAAAAUUCUAUUUCCGGGGUGUAAAGCUCGUCUAUACGCGUUCUAAGAUUGCGCGGGAAGUCAGACAACGGGUGGCCUCUGGAGGAGCGCCGUUGACCAGAAGAGAAUUCCGCAUGCUGCAUACCCAAAGUGCUGAUAUGAAGCGAUUGGUGCCAUUCGUACUCAUCGCUCUAGUUCUCGAAGAAGUCAUCCCACUCAUUGUCUUAUACAUGCCCUCCAUGCUUCCCUCCACCUGUAUCCUGCCGUCGCAACGCCAGCGCAUUGAAGAAAAGGCCGUGGAUAAGGCCGCGGCUCUUGUCACGGCUCACGGCAGAGAUCUAGCUGCAAUAACGCGCGCUGCCAACAGUGGGGAGCUAGAUCUGGGUCGGCUUACGAAGGAUGGGAUAUCCACAGUCGUCUGCGGGAUGCUUCAUCUUUCGACGAGCGGAUUUGAUUUUCUCCGAAUUCGUCGCAUUCGUCGGCAUCUCGACUUUCUGGGGAACGAUGACGCCUUGCUAGGCCAACAGGAUGUCAAGUCACUGUCUCCUUCAGAUCUCGUUCAAGCCCUGCACGAGAGAGCGAUUGUCACGCGGGGCCUCGACGUGCACCAACAGCGAGGACGGUUGACUUGGUGGCUGAAUUCCGUGAACGAGAAGGGUGGCACUACAGCUCGGCGUGCAUUCCUGAUAGCGCAGUUGGGCGCUCGUUGAGAUAUUUGAUAUAUUAUAAUAUUGUACACAUCAUAGGCUAAAUCAGGACGCAUGAGCUAGAGCCUGCCAAUGGUCUUCGUCCCAAGGCCGAAGAAAGACGAGUUUCUGAGCCAAGCUCACAGCAGAGUUGUCACAGUCACCCUUCAGGGAUAGAGACAUGGCCUGGAGGGCGAGAUGUUUCCAAGCUGGUGUAUCUGAGGAUUCGGUUGACAACAGCGCCACUGCUGCUGAGGGUUCUCCUCGUUGCACAUUCAGCAGUGCCAGCUGCUGGCGAGCCUCUGCACGACUCGGUUCAGCCAUCACACUGCCUUGAGCGAUGGCCAUCGCCAACGAGAGGUUCCCUUGACCCAGCCUGUGCUGUAGCAACAGAUCAUCGACGUCUCUCGACGGAUCGAGCGUAAAUCGUCGAUCGGGAGGAAGUGCGAGCAGAUCUGCGAGGGCGGCAUCAACCAAUCCAUCGUCCUCUGUCAAAAUGCCCAUUCCAGCCAAUGUGUUGAUGGCCGCGAGAUUUUCUGGAUCAGUGGUUGUACUAAGGAAAAAAUCAAAGUCGGACAAUUCCUUUCGAAGAGCACUGACCAGUCCAGAAGAUGCGCUUUGGCACUUUCCUUGCAAUCCUCGGACCCGAUAGUCCACAUUGUUUGGGCAAGAAGCACAGCGAUAUGGCUUCGGACCACGGUCUCGCUGGCACUGCUCUCCAGCGCGCCUUCCAGCAGGGUGAUCGCAGCGUGCGAAUCACCAGAUUUGAAAUUCGCCAGGCCCAGACCAAAGUGAGCGUGAGCCACCAUUGUUUGAGUGGCUUGAUCGUUGCAGUCUCCCAAUAAACCCAGGACAUUCUCGAACGACUCGGCGGAAGACUCGUAGUCCUGUAACGCGAGUUUUAUUCGCGCGAGAUUCAAUGUCGCAAUGGUGAACUGGCGUUCCACGUCGGGAUGUUCGGACUGUUCGUAUUCGGCCUCAAGAAUCGUGAUGGCACGAAGCAUCAGUUCAUGGCGUAUUCUCUCUGUCCCAGGAUCUCGCAGACGAGGCCAAACAAGUGCAGCGCGCAAGCGUCGUCAGGGCGACUGUGACGGUAGCGGUCCAG
Mycena citricolor is the source of this 7118-nucleotide messenger RNA. Lineage: Eukaryota; Fungi; Basidiomycota; Agaricomycetes; Agaricales; Mycenaceae. The record is from the annotation of a GenBank genome assembly.